Molecule: messenger RNA, 1491 nt
Organism: Penicillium atrosanguineum
Lineage: Eukaryota; Fungi; Ascomycota; Eurotiomycetes; Eurotiales; Aspergillaceae
Product: NADH-quinone oxidoreductase subunit NuoF
Exons: 3
Coding region: 1-1491 (496 amino acids)
Molecular function (GO): FMN binding; 4 iron, 4 sulfur cluster binding; NADH dehydrogenase (ubiquinone) activity
Source: RefSeq, a predicted model, not a curated record
AUGAUAUCUCGAGCGGCGGCUCCCACCUCCUCCUCCAUCUCCUCCCUCUCCACCCGCUCCCUCCGCGCCCAAGGGACGGCCGCCCGCUCCUUCGCAACCGUGCAGGAGGCUCCUCCCGUGCGACACCAUGGCGGGCUCAAGGACCAGGACCGAAUCUUCACCAACCUUUACAACCACCACGGUGCUGACCUCAAGUCGGCUAUGAAGUAUGGCGGUGAUUGGCACCGGACAAAGGACAUGGUGCUGAAGGGCCACGACUGGCUCAUUUCAGAGAUCAAGGCUUCUGGUCUCCGUGGUCGUGGCGGUGCUGGUUUUCCCUCGGGAUUGAAAUACUCGUUCAUGAACUUCAAGGACUGGGACAAGGAUCCUCGCCCCCGUUAUUUGGUCAUCAACGCUGAUGAGGGUGAGCCCGGUACUUGCAAGGAUCGCGAGAUUAUGCGCAAGGACCCCCAGAAGCUCAUCGAGGGCUGCUUGGUGGUCGGCCGUGCCAUGAACGCUAACGCCGCAUACAUCUACAUCCGUGGUGAGUUCUACCACGAGGCGACCGUUCUCCAGCGCGCUAUCAACGAGGCCUAUGCCGCCGGUCACAUCGGCAAGAACGCUUCCGGUACCGGUUACGACUUCGACGUCUACAUCCACCGCGGUAUGGGUGCCUACGUUUGUGGCGAAGAGACCUCCCUCAUUGAGUCCAUUGAGGGCAAGGCUGGAAAGCCCCGUCUCAAGCCCCCGUUCCCCGCUGCCGUCGGUCUUUUCGGUUGCCCCAGCACUGUCACCAACGUCGAGACCGUCGCCGUUGUCCCGACUAUCAUUCGCCGCGGCCCCAGCUGGUUCUCGUCCUUCGGUCGUGAGCGCAACGCCGGUACGAAGCUGUUCUGUAUCUCCGGCCACGUCAACAACCCCGUCACCGUUGAGGAGGAGAUGUCCAUUUCCCUGCGCGAACUGAUCGAGAAGCACUGCGGUGGCGUCCGUGGCGGCUGGGAUAACCUCUACGCCGUCAUUCCCGGUGGUUCUUCCACUCCUGUUAUCCCCAAAUCCGUUGCCGACGACCAACUCAUGGACUUCGAUGCCCUCAAGGACUCCCAGUCCGGUCUGGGUACCGCCGCCGUCAUCGUCAUGGACAAGUCCACCGACAUUGUCCGUGCCAUCUCCCGCCUGUCCCAGUUCUACAAGCACGAGUCUUGCGGUCAGUGCACUCCUUGCCGUGAGGGCAGCAAAUGGACUAUGCAGAUGAUGCAGCGUCUGGAGACCGGUAACGCCCGUGACCGUGAGAUCGACAUGCUCCAGGAGUUGACCAAGCAGGUCGAGGGCCACACCAUUUGUGCCCUGGGCGAGGCCUUCGCCUGGCCCAUCCAGGGUCUGAUCCGCCACUUCCGCCCGGAGCUGGAGAAGCGCAUCCGCGAAUACGAGCAGGAGCUCGGUGCCGCCCCCUACGCUGGUGGCUGGCACCCGAACAGCCGUGCUGAGGGCAAGCUGAUCUCCCCCGGCAUGUAA